AUGGCCGACGAGAAGCCUGAAGCGGUCGCCAGAGACCUGGCCUCAGAACGCUCCUCGAGCCCAGGUUCGUCUCUCAGAAAUGAGUCGGCCGCCGUCCAAGGUACUCCGCCAAAAGACGAAUCUGUUAAGGCCAACAAGGCAGACCUUGAAGAUGGCAGAGAGCUAAACAUCAUCGCGAACCCAGACCUCGAGGAAAAGAAAACGGAAAAGGGAGCGGAGAAAUCCAAAAAGGAGAAGUCCAAGAAGAAAAAGUCCAAGAAGGAGAAAAAGAAGGCCGACCCGGAAGAAGUUCAACAAGAUCCCGAGGAACCUUUCCGACAUUUACCUGACAAUGAGGCCGAGGUUCUCAAGCGACAGGCUCUAACGCCCAAUUUGAAGCAGGGAAUUGCUGCGCUCUACCGAUAUAGCACUGGACUCGACAUCUUCCUCAUGAUAAUCGGGGCCAUUUGCUCCAUUGGCAAUGGUGCUGCUCUACCUCUGAUGACACUGCUCUUCAGUGGCCUUCAGAAGACCUUCUCCGAGUUCUCAGUAGGCCUGAUCGACAAGAGUGGGCUCAGUCAUGGCCUUUCGAAAUAUGUUUUGUACUUUGUAUAUCUCGCUGUCGGCCAGUUCGUCGUCACUUACAUCGCCACCGUGGGCUUCAUCUUCGUGGGCGAGAACAUCUCUACCCGGAUCCGAGAGCAUUACCUCGAGAGCUGUCUACGUCAGAAUAUUGGCUUCUUCGACAAGCUUGGCACUGGAGAAAUCAUCACUCGCAUCACGUCUGACACCAAUAUUAUCCAAGAUGGCAUCUCUGAAAAGAUGGCAAUCACGAUUGGCGCCAUCUCAACGUUUGUGACUGCGUUUGUCAUUGCGUUUGCCACUUCUUGGAAGCUGACGCUGAUUCUUUCGAGUGUUAUCUUCGCCAUUCUCAUCAAUGGGGCUUUAUAUUCUGGCUACAUGAUGAAGACUAGCUCAGAGUCCAUCACAGCUUUUGCGCAUGGUAGCACCCUGGCUGAUGAAGUCCUCAGCUCCGCUAGGACUGCCGUUGCCUUUGGAUUGCAAGACCGGCUGUCUCAGCAGUAUGAUAAACACCUGGAAAAGGCCGAAUAUUACGGCUUCAGGCUCAAAGCUGCCGUUGGAAUCAUGAUUGGUGGUGUCAUGUUGCUCCUCUACAUGAGUUAUGCUCUGGCUUUUUGGCAAGGCAGCACAUUUCUCUUGAGAGGCGACAUAUCUCUCAAUCACGUUCUGGUUGUGAUGAUGACAGUAUUGAUGGGAGCUUUCAACAUGAAUGCCAUCGCGCCUAACGCGCAAGUUUUUGCUUCUGCGAUUAGCUCAGCGUCAAAGCUUUUCGACACCAUUGAUCGUGUUUCGCCCAUCGACUCGGCAAGCGAAGAAGGCGACGUCAUCGAGGGUGUUCAAGGCAAUAUCAGGCUGGAGAAUGUCAAGCAUAUUUAUCCUUCACGCCCCGGUGCUAUCGUCAUGGAAGACGUUACGCUUGAUAUUCCUGCGGGAAAGACAACUGCCUUGGUGGGAGCAUCUGGAUCUGGCAAGAGCACCAUUAUAGGCCUUAUAGAGCGAUUCUACAACCCCGUGGGAGGCACCAUUUAUCUUGACGGGCACGACAUUGCCACACUGAACCUUCGUUGGCUUCGCCGUCAGGUGUCUCUGGUUAAUCAAGAGCCCACGUUGUUUGGAACGACGAUUUUUGAAAACAUUCGUUACGGCCUGGUUGGAACCGAGCACGAAAAUGAAAGCGAAGAAAAACAGCGUGAGCUGGUAAUUGCCGCCGCAAAGAAAUCCAAUGCUCAUGACUUCGUUAGCAACCUAACAGAAGGCUACGAAACUGAUGUUGGUGACCGUGGUUUUCUUCUUUCUGGUGGACAGAAGCAGCGGAUUGCCAUCGCGCGAGCUAUUGUUAGCGACCCAAAGAUUUUACUUCUCGACGAGGCAACGUCGGCUUUGGACACAGAGUCUGAAGGUAUCGUGCAGGCAGCCCUAGAGGCCGCUUCGGCUGGCCGGACUACCAUUGCCAUUGCUCAUAGGCUAUCGACCAUCAAGGAUGCCGAUAAUAUUGUCGUCAUGUCACAAGGCCGGAUUAUAGAACAAGGCACCCACGACGACUUAGUGGAGAAGAAGGGUGCCUAUCAUAAUCUGGUUACUGCACAGAAUAUCGCGGCGGUUCAAGAUGUCGCACGCCAAGAGUCGGAUCUUGUCGAUGAACUUGAAGACGUGCCAAUCAAGAGCCAAUUGAGAAUCGUAGAUGCUGAUGACCUGGAGCAAAACAGACUUAAACGAACUUCCACAAUCAAGUCUCUAUCAAGCAUUGUCCUAGGUGGACGUACUGCUGAGGAAGAUGCAAGGUACAGCACUUGGGCUCUAGUCAUGUUCGUCGCCAAAUUCAACCGUAAUGAAUGGAAGCGCAUGAUAUCUGGUCUCAUCUUUUCAAUACUCUGUGGUGGUGGCAAUCCUAUCUCUGCUGUCUUCUUCGCCAAAGAAAUCGUCGUUCUGACGGCUGCUCUCGUGCCAGAUGCUAAUAUUGGCCAGAUAAGACAUGACGCAUACUUCUGGGCCAUCAUGUUCAUCGUCCUAGCUGUCGGUAUGAUGAUUUGCUAUUCUGGCCAAGGAAUAUCGCUCGCUUCUUGUUCAGAGCACCUUAUUCACCGUAUCAGAUACGAAACAUUUAGAACUUUCCUUCGGCAGGACAUUUCCUUUUAUGAUAGAAAGGAGAACUCAUCAGGUGUAUUGAUGGCAACGCUCUCAACCGAGGCCAAUAACGUCGGUGGUCUUAGCGGUGCUACUCUGGGAACAAUCCUUCUGACAUUAUCGACUCUUCUCACUUCAAUGAUCAUGGGGCUGGUUAUUGGAUGGAAACUGUCACUUGUCUGUACGGCAACAAUCCCCGUCUUGUUAGCUUGUGGCUUCUUUCGGUUUUACUUGCUGCUACGUUUCCAAACAAGGGCACAAACUGCCUAUGCAGCCUCUGCCGCCUACGCCUCCGAAGCCAUCUCAUCUAUUCGUACGGUUGCUUCCCUUACUCGCGAGCAGGACAUUAUGCGCAAAUAUCGUGGUGACAUUGCCGCACAGCGGCGCAAAGGCUUGAAAUCCAUACUUUCAUCGAGCGCCGUCUACGGUGCUGCCCAAGGCGGCACCUUUCUCUGCUUUGCACUUGGAUUCUGGUACGGCGGUACUUUGCUUGCUACUCAUGAAUACGACCUGUUUACCUUUUUUGUUUGCUUCAUGGGCAUUAUUUACAGCGCCCAGUCGGCAGGAAGCUUCUUUUCGCUUGCGCCCGACAUGGGCAGGGCACAUACGUCGGCCUUGGCCUUGAAGAAACUCUUUGACCGUGUACCAAAGAUUGAUUCCUGGUCACAAGAGGGCGAACGUCUCAGCAAGGGCGAAAUAGAGGGCAGAGUUGAGUUCCGUGACAUUCACUUUCGUUAUCCUACACGGCCGGAGCAAGCUGUUCUUCGAGGCCUCAGCCUGACGAUCAAGCCAGGCCAGUAUGUUGCCUUGGUGGGUGCUUCUGGAUGCGGCAAGAGCACGACCAUCUCAUUGCUGGAGCGAUUCUACGACCCUUUGGCGGGUGGUGUCUAUGUCGAUGGCAAAGAUAUCAGUACCCUAAACGUUAGCGACUACCGAUCAUUUAUUUCGCUUGUGAAUCAAGAGCCGACUCUCUACUCGGGGACGAUCAAAGAGAAUAUUCUUCUCGGCACACCCAAGGAAGAUGUCUCAGACGAGGAGCUAGAGCAGGUUUGCCACGAGGCCAAUAUUUACGAAACCAUCGCUUCGCUCCCCGACGGAUUCAACACGCUCGUUGGUAGCAAGGGCGGCUUACUCUCAGGCGGCCAAAAGCAGCGCAUCGCCAUUGCUCGGGCCCUAAUCCGUAACCCCAAGAUCCUGCUCCUUGACGAAGCCACGUCCGCGCUCGAUUCGGAAUCCGAGGUUGUCGUCCAGACGGCCUUGGACAGGGCUGCGGCUGGGCGCACUACAAUCGCUGUUGCCCAUCGCCUGAGCACGAUUCAGAAGGCGGACGUCAUUUACGUGAUUGAUCAGGGCUGUGUUGCCGAGUCUGGAACGCAUCAGGAAUUGAUGAGGAGGAAUGGACGGUAUGCUGAGUUGGUCAAGCUGCAGAGCUUGGCGACGAGCUCGCAAGAGUAG
This is a messenger RNA of Trichoderma gamsii, 4140 nucleotides long. RefSeq names its product ATP-binding cassette, subfamily B (MDR/TAP), member 1. The record is from RefSeq and is a predicted model, not a curated record. Bases 1 to 4140 code for a protein of 1379 amino acids. The transcript is spliced from 3 exons. Gene Ontology annotation, molecular function: ATP hydrolysis activity; ATP binding; ABC-type transporter activity. Gene Ontology annotation, cellular component: membrane. Gene Ontology annotation, biological process: transmembrane transport. NCBI's taxonomy places the organism in Eukaryota, Fungi, Ascomycota, Sordariomycetes, Hypocreales, Hypocreaceae.